GCUCUCGCUCACACGCUCAAGAUGGGCUGGUUCUCCUCGUCCACCACCGACUCGGCUCCAGCACCCACCGGCGCACCCGACCGAUCCGCCCGAGCCCAGUGCUGGACCGGCCGCGACGCCUACUUUGCCUGCCUCGACAAGAACGGCGUCCAGGUGCCCGGCCAGGAGGACGGCAAGUGCGCACAGGAGGACACCGAGUACCGCAAGGUCUGCGCGGGCAGCUGGGUCGAGUACUUCAACAAGCGCCGCGUCCUCCAGCUCCGCCAGGACCUCAUGGAGCGCAAGGCCGCCGAGCAGAUCCAGGCGCAGAGCGGCAAGCGGUGAGGCGGGCUCGUCGCGUCCUCGGCGGUGGUUCCAGGCCGGAAGCGCGAGAUGUACAUACAGAAGGAGCUGCACCGCAAUCUAUCACCCGUCAAAUUCC
Molecule: messenger RNA, 421 nt
Organism: Rhodotorula graminis WP1
Lineage: Eukaryota; Fungi; Basidiomycota; Microbotryomycetes; Sporidiobolales; Sporidiobolaceae
Exons: 3
Coding region: 22-324 (100 amino acids)
Cellular component (GO): mitochondrion; respiratory chain complex IV
Source: RefSeq, a predicted model, not a curated record